Messenger RNA from Seriola dumerili (greater amberjack), 1386 nucleotides. It is a transcript of the gene neurl3, whose product is annotated as neuralized E3 ubiquitin protein ligase 3. Bases 72 to 914 code for a protein of 280 amino acids. NCBI's taxonomy places the organism in Eukaryota, Metazoa, Chordata, Actinopteri, Carangiformes, Carangidae. The transcript has 4 exons. The record is from RefSeq and is a predicted model, not a curated record. Gene Ontology annotation, molecular function: ubiquitin protein ligase activity.
UCAAGACAAUUGAAGCAAGGUACAGAAGUGAACACAUCUUCUCUCAAGACGCAAGGGAACUUACAGUCAAGAUGGUGAAGGACAGACACAAUGGGAACUCUGCUGUUGAAUCAGAGACGCCACACAGGUGCAACCUGCUCUGCCUCGGCCCUCUCACCUUCCACAGUCAUGCUGUGGGAGACAAGGUGCGCCUGAGCCAGGGGUGUCAACUUGCAGUGAGGAAAGAGGGCACGUUCAGAAACGGUGUGGUGUUCAGCAGCCGCCCAGUGACGAUCCACGAGAUGAUUCGUCUCAGGGUGGAGAAAGCUAUGUAUAUGUGGCAUGGAGCUCUGCGUGUGGGCUUCACCAAUGUGCCGCCCUCAGCCAGAUCUCUACCUCUGCCCUGCUUGGCCAUCCCAAACCUCACUAACAACCCUGGGCACUGGGCUGCUGCUGUGCCUGAAUCCUACUGCCAAACCGGUUCAGAGCUGGAGUUCUGGGUUUCAAGUGGUGGCACCAUAUAUGUCCAAAGCAACAACUGCCCGAAGCGCAAACUACUAACAGGAGUGGACCUCAGUCUGCCACUGUGGGCAAUGAUAGACAUCUACGGACAGACAUGUUCCAUUUUCCUCCUGGGCUCAGAGAAAAAAGGGCUGAUGUGCACUAGAAGAUCCUGUCCUGCACCUGAACGCCUCACCUCGCCGGAUAUUCACAACCUCAACAACUUGAUCUCUGAUCUCUCCAACAUCUGUCUUGACAAGAACAUCUCAGCAGAUGAAUACUGUGUGGUGUGCAUGGGAAGAAAGGCAGAAAUCACUCUGCCUUGUGGCCACCUGUGUUUGUGUGACCACUGCAGCCCCAAAGUCCUGCAGGAGUUUGGAACCUGCCCACUGUGUCGACAUGAGAUCAGAGCUCCAUCAGUGAAGGGCAGAUGAGUAUCUGGGGCGGCCUAAACUCCAAGACAACAGGAAGUUGCUGAGUGACUGCAAUAAACAAUGCAUCAUGAGCGGGACCUAUUAAUGUGUCCUUGUGUAGCCCAGUGGUUGGGGCGGUUUUUGGGGUGUGGCCACAGUGACCCUUGCCGAAGCCAAGCCAGGAGCUUUGUGACAUGUGUCCAGCUCUCUCUUCCAUAAUAUGUGAAUGCUGUACUGAGAUGUUUGUGUGAAGACACUGGAGUAUUUAUAUCUGAUCAUGGAAAAGAAAUGGUGAAAAAAGACUUGAAAAAUGAAGAAACUGCACAUUUAUUUUGUUUGUUAAAUAAGUGUAAAACAUGUUGGUGCGGACAAUGUAUCUAUGUAAUAUAGUUAUAAUAUUUUCCCUUGAUUGUAAAUCUUAAAUCAAUCUUUAUUUUUGUAAAGUUUGAAAAUUAAGCUUUUAUAUUAUUUGAUCAUGAAAAUGUUUAAAAGA